UUUCUCAACUCUUUCCUACAACAGUCCGUUGAUCCAAAUGGAUAGACCAUACUCUGCCCUUUGAACGUCCACCUUGGCUCGAAAUGACUUCAACAAGACGAUCGCCUGAUUCUACUCUUUCAUAAUCAAUCCUCUUGCUCUCCACAACCAACUUGACAAGUCCUUGCUGUCACGAUGAUGCACCCUGCGCGCAGGGCGUACGUCGAGGACGAAGCCCAGGCGCCGUCGUCGUCUCAGAGCAAGAGCGCUGCCAUUAUUGAACACCCAACUGACCCAUAUGGUCCUUAACAGGAUCCUUCGACUGGCAUCGAUCUUGCCAAUAUCCCCGUCGAUCGCAAUUAUGACAUGCCCUCAGGUGCUGCUGGCGUUGCGCCGGAAAAGGCCUCAGCCAUUCUCUCCCAAUUCGAUCGAAAACGCCGUCUUGCUCAGAUUGCAGUCCCUACCGAUGACGGAAGAGUGCGAAGCCGGUUGCGGGAGAUGGGACAACCUAUCACACUUUUCGGGGAGGACUUGGCUGACCGCAGAGAUCGACUGCGACAGCUCAUGCUAGACGAAACCGAAGCACAAGACGGCUCUGUUCAAGAUGUGCAGAUGCAAGAUGCUGAAGACCAGGCCGACCAAGAAGAGGAGUUCUAUACUGAAGGCCUACCACAACUGCUUGAAGCCAGACGAGAGAUCGCAAAAUACUCGUUACCGAGAGCCCGAGACAGGAUCGAGCGCCAGAAACAGGACUCCUCAAUACCCUUGAGAACGCAUAUCAAGCAUCGGAAAGAAAUUAAGGAGAAGCUACAAGGCUUCGAGCUCUUCGGAACUCAGAUUGCCGGAGAACGUCCAGUCAGCAUUACUCGAUUCUCGCCCAAUGACGAGAUCAUCGCGGCUGGUAAUUGGGGCGGAGGUAUUAAAUUGCUUGAAAUUCCAACACUAAACGAAAAGACUACCCUGAGAGGCCACACUGGUAUUGUUGGAGGCAUCGCGUGGUAUCCUGGUGCCACCCUGGAUGGCUCAACCGUCUCUAGCGAAUCACUCAACAUUGCCAGUGGUGCAGGAGGCCAGGGCGGUGCAAGCGACAUUCAUUUCUGGAACUUGAACCAAGACACUCCCAUUUCGACUCUUCAGGGCCACACUGAUCGUGUAUGCCGAGUCGAAUUCCACCCUUCUGGCAAAUAUCUAGCAUCCGCGUCGUUUGAUACAACUUGGAGACUAUGGGACGUAGAAACAACCACAGAAUUGCUUCUACAGGAAGGCCAUUCUCGACAAGUCUUUACUGUCAGCUUCAAUUCAGAUGGGUCAUUACUUGCAAGUGGAGGUUUUGACAGUAUUGGACGCAUCUGGGAUUUGAGAACGGGAAGAACCGUCAUGAUUCUGGAUGGCCAUAUCAAGGAGAUUUUCAGCCUGGACUGGGGUGUUGACGGCUAUCGAGUCCUCUCUGGAUCAGGCGACGGCUUCGUCAAGUGCUGGGAUAUUCGACAAGUUCGAGCUGUGGGUUCCAUUGGUGCUCAUAGCGGAAACGUCUCUGAUUUGAGAUGGUUCAAAGGGGCUGAUGCCACUGCUUCUUCUUUGAUCGAAUCAAGCGGCGUCAAACAAGAAUACAACCCGCGCAAGGCCGGUACUUUCUUCGUCACAAGUGGUUUUGACAAGAAUGUGAACGUCUUCUCCGCGGACGACUGGUCUUUGACAAAACGUUUAAGUGGUCAUUCAGGCAAUGUCCUGAGUGUUGAUGUUAGCACAGACUCAAAAUGGAUCGCCAGCAGUGGCCAUGACCGCACCGUCAAGUUGUGGGGACGUGAUGAUGGACAAGGCAUCUAGGUCAUUGGCUGUCCGACUUUGCUUGAAGUCUCUGUUCCAUGACCGGGUGAAACACAAAGAAGGCGUCGAGUUAUAGACACAUUCUCGUCGUCGCGCUCAUAAAGCUGUUCCAGUUGGUCCAACAAUGCGACCUGUGGUAUCGACGCAGCAAUUUCCUAGCUCAACAAAGACCUUUAAUCUUUGUGAGCGGUACCUUUGAUCGCCAUACCUGAUCGCCAUUCUUUGUUCCUGGUCGGUCAGUCACUCUAGAUCAUCCAGGAAGUCAGGUUGACAUGCCCAUAAAAUAGACUCGACUAUAAAGGCAUCUGACCUUCUUCUUGACAUCCUCCUCAACUUGGAUCAAUCGCCUGCAAUAAAGUAUUCUGCUACCACUUGAAGACAACACCAACCAAAUGUGCGAUUGCGUCAACUAUUAUGUUGUCUACAGACAUUGCGGCCAUGCGUGUUGUAUCGACAUGAUCAUUUGUCACGAGCCCCACGAUUACCAUGUCCCCGAGAUCUGGUACAGCAUGGACUGGAACUGGUGCGUCAAUUGCUACCGUGUCAUCAGAACCGAGGAGCAUGAAUAGUUCCAUGCUAGGAACAUAUGGACAUGGUCAGUUGGAAAGUUCCAUGGUUCUAUGUCGUGGUAGGGAGAGAUAGAGGGUGGAAGUAAUGAUUCUUGGUAUGGGGGUCGAACAGUCAGUGUGUCGGCAAGCUCAUAUCCAUCAGUCAUUCGUACCAUAUCAUGUGUCCAUACGACUAUGUCAGAUGUAUGGAUAUGUUGGAGGAUCUGGCCGUGGAUAAGACCAGACAACACGUCAGGAUACAUCCCCUGAGUCAUGGUGGUGGCCUAGCUAUCAUCCAUCGUUAUCAUGAUUAUACAUACCUUUUCCCCAGAAAUAGAUAUUUCGACCCAGACACUCCAGACACAGAACCCCUU
This is a messenger RNA of Exophiala mesophila, 2728 nucleotides long. RefSeq lists its product as hypothetical. The coding region runs from base 346 to 1806 and encodes 486 amino acids. The transcript has 3 exons. The record is from RefSeq and is a predicted model, not a curated record. Gene Ontology annotation, cellular component: U4/U6 x U5 tri-snRNP complex. Gene Ontology annotation, molecular function: U6 snRNA binding; protein binding; U4 snRNA binding. Gene Ontology annotation, biological process: mRNA splicing, via spliceosome. NCBI's taxonomy places the organism in Eukaryota, Fungi, Ascomycota, Eurotiomycetes, Chaetothyriales, Herpotrichiellaceae.